AUGGAAAACGACCCAUUUGCUCCAGCGCCGACCCACGAUGAAGGACGACUCAAGAAAGGCCGCCUGGCCAUGGGGAAGCUCUUCAAGGGGAGCCGAGAUCGAAAAGUAUCCAACGAGCAGCGCCAAGGGGAGCUCGACGCUUUCCUCCACGGGCCUGGCGAUGUCCUACAAGUCAACCAUGCAGCUCCACCGCCUCUAGCCAAGCUCGAUAUCACCAGUGCCACCCGAUAUCCCAAUGCCCUCAAUGUCCAGGAUCCUGCCCAGCAAGGGCUCUCCCUGCGACCUCGCACACACAGCCCCCACGCAAGACGGCGCAAAGGCCUCGUCGUCCGCUUCGUGGAUACAUUCCCCGAGAUCAUCGGCGAAGGAGGCGAUGAAUCGGAGAUCCCCGUGGUCGAGAUAGGCAACAGGAGGAGGGCAAAGUCAGCCCCAAUCGCGACUCUACAUAGGCCAACGGACCUCCAAUCCCGAGCCCACUCAGACGUCAGACAAGGUGAUGACAACGAUGAUUUCAGGCCUGGGAUGCUACGGCGAGCACAGACUGGCUACAGCUCGAUCUCAGAUGCCCCGGAGAGGGCUGUUCCGGCAGGUCAGCCUGCCUCGGCGCCUUUUCUCGACUCUCCUGUCGUCUCAAAGGACGAAAAGCGAAGGUCCUUUAUCGAAGUUCACCAGGCGCAACAGCGAGAGGCAGAGGGUCUCGCUUUCGCGCAAGCGGUGCGUUCUGCGAGCACUGGGGCGGAAGAGCAGCUCGAAUCGAGACAGCCGCCAGUCUCGCCCUUGAAGGACAUGCCUCCUUCGCAGAGAGCAUCACCGCCUCCUAUCAUGGUCGAGGAUGCGGCGCCGCGCAGCUCCCUGUCGGCAGAGCCACCCCAAAAUCUGCAAACGUCGCCUCAAAGGCAGGUCGUACAACCAGCGAACAUAUCUCCUCUCCCCUCUCCUCAGCGUUCUCCCAUGAUGCCCGCAGCCCAGCUUGCGCGACCCAACCAACCGGAUAUCCGACUGAGGAUCUCCCCCCUGGACCACAGUCCGGCUUCGGUGCAAUCCGCCGCAUCCACUUUCAGCCACCCCUUCAGUGUGUCCAGAAAUAAUAGCAAGAUUUCGGACAGGGGCAAUGGAUCGCCAUCUUCACCCCAGAAAGCGACCCUGGCUGAUCCUAACGAUGACGCUUUCCAUACUUUUGUGGUGCGCACCCGGCACUUGUUCGAGCUUUUCCGCCUACACUCCGAAACUCGCGUCCCCCUAUCGUCCUGUACCUCUGAAAUGAUGGCACGAGCUGCAUUGUGGUGGUUUUUGAAAGGGCGAAUGGCUCUCGAGUCUGUGAUUAGGGAACGGCCUGCCAGCCCGCAGGCGCAGAAUGCUGUUGAGAUGUCGCGUCAACAAGCUUACGCAGACCUUGCAAAGAGCUACUGGCUUUCAGAAGAGAUUCUCCCCGAGACUCUGGACACCAAGCAGACCCCUGUCGAUGGUGAGGUUCAAGAAGUCCGCCGAGCAGUCACUUCGAAUCUACGGAAGCUGGCGGGGUCCAUGCAGAGAAACGGCUUUCUGCCCGACGAGGAGGCGUUCUUACCCCAGACUAUCGAAAAGUCGAUCUGGAUCGAGUACCCUUCUCUCAGCAGGGAUGUCGUUGCUUUGCUCUGGGGCAGCUGGGUCUCCGCGCUGGCCUCCUCACAGACACUCGUCCCGCCGAUGACUAUUUUGGAAGCUCUCCCGCUCGGUGACACUCCGCAGGCAUUCAACUUUGGCCGCAUGCCAGCCGAAGUCUUCUUGAUGGAACAAGGCGUUGAAUCCCAAAACUUCUAUCUCCCCUGCUUGAUGUCCAUGGUCCGUCCACUAGACCAGGCGACCCUGGUUCUCGUCCUCUCCAGUCAGGAUGGCACGGUGCAGCUUCGAGUACAAUCAAAGAAGAACAAGGGCUCUACCUGGGAUGAUGUCCGGUGGCGAAAAGAGGCGUCUAGCCUCGAAAUUGCGCUCCCGAGAAACCUUAUGCUCGCGAUCCGCUUGACUCCUCACGACUUCAAAUUACUCUGGAGCAUGUAUGACUUUGGCAACAAGGUCCAGUCCACACUGUACCCGCGCAACGACGAACAGCCAAUUUUCAACACCACUCUCAAAGCCUUUCAAUAUUUCGACCCGGAUCCAAGCUCGAGACAAUUUCCCAAGGAAUCGGUGUCGGACUGCCAGAUUGGCAUCUUCGAGAGAAUACACAAGGAGGGAGCGGCAACAGGCCCGCGGUUGUUUCAUAGGGGAUACCGGGUCGCUGUUGUCGCCGGCACCAAAACGAGAACAAUGUGCGGCGUAAAUCAUGCCUAUCUUGCCCAAACCCCGGUCCAGUUUGGAUUUCUCAGGGGUGAGAAGGGAGACCCGGCCUUGCUGCUCGGUUACGAUAACGGGCGCGCUCAUGGCAACAUGGUCCUGUCGUUUCACGACGACGAAGAACGCGUCCUACUGCAUAGCCUCCUGAUAGGUACGGCGCUACGUCCCGGCGAAGAAGUUGUUACAGAAGUGCCCCUGGUGUCUAUGACCGUCUCGAAGAACUUUGACGAGAAGAGCGGAAUACCCGUCUUUCAGAAGCUCCCGACACAACGAGUCCGGGUUGUAAAUGCAGCUAGUGGCACAGGGCAGUCCAAUGUGGUCCUGGCGGACAGACUUCGUAUGGUCGUGGAGUUCAAGAACGGCACCAUCACCGACAGAAUCAACGUUGCCCCCGGCGAGUUCAAGAUCAGGCUGAACGUGAACAAUGCGCAGUCACUUACCGUCUUGCGCCAACCACAGAAGGACCUGACCAUGGCAGUUGCGGAGGCACAAGUGGCCCGGGAACUACCCGGCGAGCUCGCUGAUGCCCUCAACCUUAUCCAGCAGAGCCAGACGUGCCGCACGUACGAGUUUGCCACCUUGAAGGACCUGCACGCGUUUGAAGCUGCCCUGACUGGGCACAAGGUCCUCUUUGACGGCAUCGCCGCGACCUUUGCCAUCUCGCGCCGCCGCAUGGUGGUCCCCAUCUACAAGAAGUGGGAGGCGGGCGCGACCCGCCUCCAGCUGGUGGAGCAGGACAACGUCGUGCAGCUCCUCGCCUUCUUCGAGGACUUUCACCACGGGCACUGCAUGGGCCUCGUGCUCAAGGGCACCGACGUCUUCGAGACGUUUGGGCGCAGCGGCAAGGCGGGCCUCAAGAUCGACGACGCCAAGUUCCCGCUGCCGAGGAAGGCGGCGGAGGAGGGCGGCCCCAUAGACAACGAUGCCGCCUUUGUGUGCCUCGACAUGCCGGAGCUGCCGGGAGAGCACGACGACAUCACCAUCAUAUUUGAAAGUGAGAAGGGUAAGUGA
This is a messenger RNA of Thyridium curvatum, 3324 nucleotides long. RefSeq lists its product as uncharacterized. The record is from RefSeq and is a predicted model, not a curated record. Bases 1 to 3324 code for a protein of 1107 amino acids. Lineage: Eukaryota; Fungi; Ascomycota; Sordariomycetes; Thyridiales; Thyridiaceae. The transcript has a single exon.